AUGUCAUAUAACGAGGAUACAACACCGGCAGUGUGUGAAAAAUGCCUUGGGGAUAAUCCGUAUGUGGAAAUGACCAGAGAAAGAAACGGAGCACGCUGUAAAACUUGCACUCGGCCUUUUACAGUAUUUAGUUGGACCCCAAAAAGAAGUGGGAGGCCGAAAAAAACAGUUAUAUGUUUAACGUGUGCAAGAGCAAGAAACUGCUGUCAGAGCUGUAUGCUUGAUCUUAGUUUGGGAAUCGAUUUGCAGACAAGAGACCAGCUUCUGAAAAUGGCAGGCGGUGCUGGCACAGACGCCUUGCCUGAUGCGAUUGUUCAUGAUGCAAGAAAUGUGGUUUCUCGAAUUUACAAUGCGAACCAGUUAGAUCGAAAGUUCAAGCGUGAAGACGAGAGUGGUUCUAUUAUGAGUUCUGGAGAACGUGCGAAGCUUUUAUUGGCAAAAAUAUCAGAGCUUACGGAUGGUAAAAAGCGGGAAGAACAAAAUAAGACUGAGAAAAAAACGAGGAAAACUCAAAAGCAGGAUAAGAGAGGAGCCAAGUUGAAUAAAAAAGAGUUGCUACAUUUGUGCAAGGGUCUGCCGUUCAAAAGUGGCCUACAACAACCUCCAAAAAAUGGUGAUAUCCGAUCGUUCUUCCUAUUUGGGGUGAACGACCAUGUGGCGAACUACGAUAUUGAAGAAUACUUCGAUGCAUUGAACAAGCAAGGUGAUUCCAGACAAAAGAUUGUCGAAUCUGUUUUCUUAAACACAAGGGCAAGGUUUGGAUAUGUGAGGUUUUCUAGUCGUGAGGUUGCUAAUAAAAUGGCAAAUGAGGUUUUCAAAAGAUACGCAUCCGUUCGGAGAGAGCCGAUAGAUAAUGAAUACAAGAAGCCAUGCGUCAUUGUGGUACGUAAUGAUGUGCCUAUCCGAGUUUGCUGGGCAACGGGUACUGCCAAUACGGGCAGUGAAUACACAAAAAAGGAACUAUAUGCCAUAUCAAGCGUCGUCAGAAUGCAAAUGGUGAAGUUAGCACGUGAAGAUGAAAAGCCUGGCAAGCGAAAGAUAGCCGAGGUAGACAAAAAGGCUGAAAGCGGUGUAAAGAAAGUUAAGAAGCAUCGUACAUCAAAAAAGAAGGGGGAGGGUAUGGUUUAUAAGACGUUGAGUAGCAGUUUUGAGCUUUAG
Brettanomyces bruxellensis is the source of this 1158-nucleotide messenger RNA. RefSeq lists its product as uncharacterized. Gene Ontology annotation, cellular component: U2-type catalytic step 2 spliceosome; U2-type catalytic step 1 spliceosome; Prp19 complex. The transcript has a single exon. Gene Ontology annotation, molecular function: pre-mRNA binding; U6 snRNA binding. The coding region runs from base 1 to 1158 and encodes 385 amino acids. The record is from RefSeq and is a predicted model, not a curated record. NCBI's taxonomy places the organism in Eukaryota, Fungi, Ascomycota, Pichiomycetes, Pichiales, Pichiaceae.